GUAUUCCGUUGACGCCUCUCCAUUGGUCUGCGCUUUUGUGCAGUAUCUCUCAGCCGACUGUGUUUCUGUAGGAGAGCUCACUCGGAGCAUGGAUUUAGAAAUUGCUUGAAAGUUUCUACCCAACGAGAAAUCAAGACAAAAUCAACUCGGAUCUAAAAUUCAUCUUGCAACCUGUCGUUCGAGGUUCUAACACUUUGAGCUCGGCUCGGAUUGCCAUUAAUUUUUAUUUGGAUUGAUUUUUUGCUCUUUGUCCGAGUCUGUGGUCUGAGUUUUUGCCAUUCUGAGUGUAUCCUCAUCAAAAACGAUACCAUCACUUACCAAUUUUGUAAAGACUGCAGCCUUGUGAUAAGAAACGGCUACAGCAAACGGAAUAUCAUCAAUGUUAUUUCAAUAGUCACCAUCUACCAUUGUUGUACCAUUCAUUUCAUAUCAGCAAAAGUAUAUUACUUUGCAGUCAUCAUGCUCACACCAAACAGAAUAUAUGUCAUCUUCAUCGUUUUCAUGGUCAUGUGUUGCGUAUCACAAUCAUUCAGGCUUCAAACAGAGGAGAGUUUAACAGCGGUGCGAGGCGGAAUAAUCUCCGUACCCUGUAAGGUCUCCGUUCCAGCACAUGCAGUCUACUGGUACAAACACAACUUCACUGGAGCACCAUAUGCCGGAGCAUCACUCGUAGCUCGAGAUUUUUUCGGGUUUACAGAUCCCUUACAGGGCUUUGAGAGGUUCAGCAUCACCAAGGACUACAGUUUGUUCAUUAGAAACAUCACUGUUCACGACGAGACGACCUACUCAUGCCUAGUUGAGGAGAUUGAUUGGGAAAGAGGCUAUACGGACUUAAGAGUUAUAGCUACACACAGGCUUUAA
This is a messenger RNA of Lytechinus variegatus (green sea urchin), 861 nucleotides long. RefSeq lists its product as uncharacterized. The record is from RefSeq and is a predicted model, not a curated record. Bases 460 to 861 code for a protein of 133 amino acids. The transcript is spliced from 3 exons. NCBI's taxonomy places the organism in Eukaryota, Metazoa, Echinodermata, Echinoidea, Temnopleuroida, Toxopneustidae.